Gracilinanus agilis (Agile Gracile Mouse Opossum) is the source of this 397-nucleotide messenger RNA. RefSeq names its product C-C motif chemokine 3-like. The coding region runs from base 52 to 348 and encodes 98 amino acids. Gene Ontology annotation, biological process: positive regulation of ERK1 and ERK2 cascade; lymphocyte chemotaxis; positive regulation of GTPase activity. Gene Ontology annotation, molecular function: CCR chemokine receptor binding; chemokine activity. Gene Ontology annotation, cellular component: extracellular region. The transcript is spliced from 3 exons. The record is from RefSeq and is a predicted model, not a curated record. Lineage: Eukaryota; Metazoa; Chordata; Mammalia; Didelphimorphia; Didelphidae.
CUGAGCUUUGAGAGUGCGCCUGAAAGUUCUCUCCUCCUGCCUCCAAGAACCAUGGUCCCUCUGGCUGUCCUCUUCAUCCUCAUCAUUUCAGUGCCUGGUUUCUACUUUGAAACUAGGUUAGGAACUAGAGGCAUUAAACAUGACAUUCCGACUUCUUGCUGCUUCUCUUAUAUCCGUCGCCAACUCCCAUACAGAUCCGUGUUAGGCUUCUAUGAGACCAGCAGCCUGUGCCACACUCCAGCCAUUGUCUUCCUCACCCGUAAAGGUGAACAGAUCUGUGCCAACCCCCAAAGCAUGUGGGUACGAAAGUACAUCUUCCUUCUAAAACAGAAAAUAAGGACUGAAUAAUGCUACUCCUACCUGGAACAUUUCUACAAAAGCAUUCAACUUCCUCCAC